This is a messenger RNA of Gracilinanus agilis (Agile Gracile Mouse Opossum), 2457 nucleotides long. Its product is annotated as sodium-dependent phosphate transport protein 2B-like. Gene Ontology annotation, molecular function: sodium:phosphate symporter activity. The transcript has 14 exons. NCBI's taxonomy places the organism in Eukaryota, Metazoa, Chordata, Mammalia, Didelphimorphia, Didelphidae. Gene Ontology annotation, biological process: intracellular phosphate ion homeostasis; sodium-dependent phosphate transport; viral process. The record is from RefSeq and is a predicted model, not a curated record. The coding region runs from base 1 to 2457 and encodes 818 amino acids. Gene Ontology annotation, cellular component: apical plasma membrane; brush border; vesicle.
AUGCAGCAGUUUGUAGGGGGUGGCAAUAUAGGAGGCGGAGGAUAUGGGGAUUCUGAAGAACCUCUUUCAGAGGUGUCUGCUUCACAACCUUGGCCUGUCUCAAUCUUCCCAAAAGUCCUGCUGAUCCUACUAAGGACUCUUGUACAGUACCUGUUAAGAAUUCCAGAGAACCCCAAGUGCCUUCUAGCACAACUGCAGAUUUCGAAUGGCUCUGGGCAGAAGACGGCGGCCACGGCGGCCGCCCCUGGUCUUAGGCCACCCCAGGUUGGGACUCUUGAGAGACUGCUGCAGCCUUCCAGGACCUCCCAAGUGCUUUUCCCACCCCUUGACUGCCUGGCUGAGUGGGGUUUUUUAAAAACCCUCCGCUGUUUUCAGCCCCAAGAGGCAGCCAGCACCAGACUUAAGGUGCUUUAUUUACUAUUGCGGUUUCCUGCUACUACGGACCAGACCGUUUUUGAGACUCUCCAGCUGACCUGCCUUCUGUGGUUGCCCACGUAUAAAGACACAGAAAAAUUGCUCCGGACUUUCCUAACGGAACGGGAGAGGACUAAAAUUCUCGCCCAUGCUAACAAACCCCAAGGACAUAAUGCGGUACCCUGGCCAUCUGAAGAUCCUAACUGGCAGUAUAAUGAUCGCAAAGACUACUCAGACUUACGUCUUGCUAGGGAGACUGUUUCCACAAAGGAAAGAAUUCUUGUUUUUUUUCGACCCAUCCUAAAAGUGAUGCUCCUGCUGGUAUUUCUCUUCUUUUAUAUCUGCUCCUUGGACAUUCUCGGCAGUGCCUUCCAGCUGAUUGGAGGAAAAAUGGCCCGAAAACUUUUCAUUGAUGAUUCAAUAUUUUUCAACCCCAUAUCCGGAACAAUGAUAAGUUUGCUGGCGACUGUUUUGGUGCAGAGUUCCAGCAUAACCACAUCCAUCAUUGUCAGCAUGGUGUCAACUUCAGUGUUGACAGUAGAGGCAGCAAUUCCCAUGAUGAUGGGAGCCAAUGUUGGGACUGCAGUCACCAAUACAUUGGUAGCUCUCAUGUAUGCCGGAGACAGGGAUGAAUUUGAAAGGACUUUUGCAGGAGCUACUAUACAUGAUUUUUUUAAUUGGUUGUCAAUGCUGGUGCUGCUGCCUUUGGAGUUGAUCACAGGCUUCUUCUACUCACUCUCUAAUACUGUAAUGAAUUCCUCUGAAUUCCAUAGUGGAAAAAAGGCCCCUGUACUCUUGAAAGCCCUCACAGGUCCUGUAACAAAACUGAUCAUCCAGCUGAAUCAAAAAGUCAUCACUGAAGAAAAUAAGAAAGCAAAAAACAAGAGUCUGAUAAAGAUUUGGUGUAAAACUUUUGAAAAUGUGACUUUAACCAACGUUACCGUUCCCUCACCAGAAAACUGUACCUCUCCCACUCUCUGCUGGACUGAAGGGUACAUGACCUGGACCCUCAUGAACAAAACGUAUGAAUAUCCUGUUGAAAAAUGCAUUCACUUAUUUGUGAACACCAGCCUCUCUGAUUCAGUCAUCGGAAUGAUUCUUCUACCCCUCGCCUUGCUCGUCUUUGGCUCAAGUUUGAUCUUGCUUAUCAGGGUCUUGAACAAUGAGCUCAAGGGACCAGUUGCUGCAAAGAUUCAGAAGACCAUCAACGCAGAUUUCCCCUUCCCGUUUACCUGGUUAACAGGCUACAUUGCCAUUUUUGCUGGAGCUCUUUUGACCUUUGUUAUACAGAGUAGUUCCGUGUUCACCAGUAUAAUCACUCCUCUGGUUGGCAUCCGUGUGAUCAGCCUUGAGAGAGCUUAUGCUUUAACCUUGGGUUCCAACAUCGGCACCACCACCACUGCCAUCGUGGCUGCAUUAGCUAGCCCUCGAAAUACUUUACAAAAGUCACUCCAGAUUGCCCUGUGCCAUUUCUUCUUCAACAUCACCGGGGCCAUUCUGUGGUACCCAAUCCCAUUCAUGCGACUGCCUAUCUAUUUUGCCAAGAAGUUAGGGAAAAUCACAGCCACCUACCGUUGGUUUGCCGUCGUCUACGUGACCUUCUCCUUUAUCAUUGGCCCAUCCCUGGUCUUUUGCCUUUCCGUUGCUAGUAGGUCUUUGUUAAUAUCUAUAGUGCUACCCCUAUUUUUUGUGCCCUUCAUAAUAGUAUAUAUGCACACCUUCAAGGUCCUUUAUGUGUUACCCUUGUGGAUGACAUCCCUGAAGCCCUGGGAUGAUCUAAUAGCUUGUAUCAUGAGCCAAUACAGGAAGUGUGGUGAAAAUUUAUCACGCCAUUGCAAAAACUCCAAGCUAAAUAGGUUUAUGGCGAGGAGGCCAAUCCCCACAGAGAUAGAUCAGGACCAGAUACCCAGAGAAACAAGAGAUAGCCUUUUUACUGCCAAGAAAUCUGAUGACACAGUGACAGAAAUACCAUCAACAAAUGACACAGUGAGAGAAAUACAAUCAACAAUUGGGCAGUUCUUAAUUAAUGCAAGUAAUGAUUAA